AUGUUAUGGAGUCGCCAGACCACAGCAGAGCCUGGAGAGAUCAGAGAGAUCAGACGGGAGUCACCUGAGACCAGAAGACGUGGGAAGCUGCCAAUCCGAGACUCACCAAGGCCAACAGCGUGGCCGACUGUCCCGGCUUUCAAUGACAUAAAUCAGAUACUCCGCUCGGAUGUAGUGCCUGAAAGUCCCCUCUUCUGCACGCCAAAUGAUACUCCAGGCGACUCCGCUAUGUCUCCGGAGUCGAUGGCCGUCGAAGAGCAUAUGAGAAUCGUGCAGCAGCUAGAAGCGAGGCGUGAUGCGGAGGAUGGCCUGUAUGAGCCGUCGCAGGCAGGCACCCCGGGCCAGUGGCUGAAUCAUCUUGCACAAGAGGAGCUGGAUCGAGAAGCAGAAAUGCUCUCUCGCGGAACCGUGCUCAACGAAAGCAGAAGGCGGAAGUUGGCGACUCGGGCUGAGUUUCCAGUUGCAGAGGCCGGAGUACCAUCGUUCAACGAGACAUCAGCGCCUGGAGCCGAAAGUACCGAUUCUGGAGACGGAUUCGCCAUGGAUCUCGAGCAGCAAUCUCCACGAUCUCCUCUGUCUGCUUCAGCGGACGGCCUGCCAACUUCCACCACAAAGCGUCGAUCUCCAGAGCCACAAGAAGAGACUCCGCUGAAACGGCGAAAGCGAAUCGAGAGAGUAGAAGGCCUUCUUCAGACAAGGCCAUAUGCCAGCUGUAAGGAGAAGGGCAAAGCCGAGCGCGACAGCUUACUUGACACGAUCCAGCAUCUUUGGCAGAUACCAUGCCAUGCAGCAAUUCCCAAGAAUCUAUGGGUCCACACCAGCAAAGGCACACGAGCAGAGCCUCGCGACUGGGCUACUCACCGAAUCCUUGUGCCCAUGAGAAGGCUUGCUGUCGCGACGCCUAGAUAUCCUGCUUUAGCUGUAACGGCGUUGAGGCAAGCCAUCCAUGAGCGAACCAGGAGAGUUCCGCAUAGUCCGCCUAGGAUUUACGGGGAAAGUGAUCUCGAUAGGGCAUUCGAGAUCGCUGAGGCCAGGCCAGUGUCGCCUAGCCAGACACUGGGAAGGUCUCAGGCUGCCGAGGUCGUAGAACAAGAAACACUCUCCGAUGUCCUGCGGAGAACAGUCGAGCCGCGACGAAGCAGCAUCUAUCAGGCGACGCCGGAGCCUGCGGUGAAUGAAGCGCCUCGAAACAGCGUCUUGCAAUCAUCGCCAGAGCCGCCAGAAGACUCGGACGGAUCCGUCACCAUUGCCAAGGUCGACAGUCCUCCAGUCUCUCCAACCCUAUCCCACGUACCCAUAAAAAUCGAGUCCAGUCCUCCGGUCACCGCUCCAGCCAAUCGUCUGCUCCAAGAACCGAGAUCCAGGUACGAGGUGAUGCAGAUGGCUCCUCGUGACCUCUGGGACUUCCUCCGCGAGGCUGAGAAACGCCUGAAAGCUGCAGAUGAUGAGAUGCUCAGAAGGAUAGAGCCAACCAGCGCUAGGCCGGGUGAGCUGUCGGCGCUGAAACGUGAUCAGUUGAAGAAGUAUCGCAGCAUUGCGAAGGCUGACGCCGAGCUUGCGGAGCAGGUGUGGGAUAGGCUGGCGGAGAAGCAGAGUCAGGAGAAUGCAAUUGUCAUCGAUUGA
Messenger RNA from Fulvia fulva, 1623 nucleotides. RefSeq lists its product as uncharacterized. The record is from RefSeq and is a predicted model, not a curated record. Lineage: Eukaryota; Fungi; Ascomycota; Dothideomycetes; Mycosphaerellales; Mycosphaerellaceae. The coding region runs from base 1 to 1623 and encodes 540 amino acids. The transcript has a single exon.